AUGCCCUCGCUCGCGCGCAAGCUCCUCAUUUUCGCUGCGGUCGAUGGACUGUUGUUACAGCCUCUAGCGCCCAAAGGACAGCGUCCUCCGCCCGCUGCGAAGAUCGCUUAUAAUGAUGCCGAGAAUAGCAUCAGGCCGGUGACGAACAAUGGCGCCGAGGACAAUGAGGACGAUGGGAGAUGCUUCGAGGCUUUUGGGGUGGUAGGUCUAUUGAACGUAUCUAAUACGUCAUUCCUAAUAUCCAUCACUCGUCGCCAGCAAGUAGCACAGAUCCAAGGCAAGGCCGUUUAUGUUAUUACAGAGGUAGCUCUUACGCCGCUAGCAUCGAGGAAAGAGGCGGGAGCUUCAAUCAAGCAGACCCGGGUUGCGCUGGAGAAAGGAACGAUAGAUGGACACGAAAACGAUGAAUCUGAUAGCGAGGACGAGAGAUCUACGGGGACAGACGAUAUCGACGAUGAUGAGCUACAGCCUACGACUAUAAGUCCUUCGAAGGCAUCACAUAAAAAGACCACCAGUGUGGCGGAAGAUGUUCUCACGAGAAAGGGAAAUUUUGGCAAGUUUGCGCAGGAAUGGUUCUCAAAAAGAGGCUGGACGGUGGAUCAAAAAAGUAAUCUUAAGCCGAACCCAUCUACUACAGCACUUAAAAGCCCGAAAGGGAGCGAGGACGAUGAGGAUCCACUGCAGGCGAAUGAAGAUGCAGCUCAAGACCCUGAUGCCCAGCAAGUACUACAAGAUGAGAGCAAAGGACCAGUCGAAGUCGCCAAAGCUCUAUUACCCAAGCUAUUACGGACCACUCAGCUGUACAUGGGAUCCUCGAAAAGUUUCUACUUUUCAUAUGACCAUGAUUUAACCAGAAGUCUCUCGAACCAAAACUCGUCCAACUCUGAUUUGCCUCUCCAUCAAAAGGUAGACCCACUGUAUUUCUGGAAUCGCCAUAUCGUGCAGCCUUUUAUCGAUGCUGGACAGAGUACCUUUGUGCUGCCGCUAUUACAAGGAUUCGUGGGCCAGAGAGCGUUCCAAAUGGACACUGACCCUCCUCAAGCAAUUCUGGGACUGGAUGGUACAGGGACAAAAUCAUCCAUGGAAAUGGUUGACCUUUCUCCUCGGAUAUCUGAAGACGGAAAUGUUGCAAACGCCGACGGAGCUGCGGGAGGCAUUCUGGAGAGAGGCAGAGGGUUUCGACAUCGAGAUACCGUUAAGACGUACUCACUGACACUGAUCUCUCGAAGAUCAGUAAAACGAGCUGGUCUUAGAUAUCUUCGUAGAGGUAUCGACGAUUCCGGGCAUACCGCUAAUGGGGUAGAAACCGAGCAACUUAUGACAGAAUUGGAAUGGAAACCUACAAGCAAAAUGUAUUCGUUUGUUCAGCUGCGGGGAAGCGUUCCGAUUUACUUUUCACAGUCACCCUAUUCCUUCAAACCAGUUCCGCAGAUCCAGCACUCAGCGGAGACGAAUUACGAAGCGUUUGUUAAGCAUUUCGAGAACGUCACAGAACGUUAUGGUCGAGUUCAAGUGGCCUCGCUGGUUGAAAAGCAUGGUCCAGAGGCUAUCGUCGGCGAUCAGUUCGAGAAAUUUGCUCAACGUUUAAAUGAGUCUGGCGGUAUUCGCGGAUCACCUGUUGGAUUUGAGUGGUUCGAUUUUCACUCUGCAUGCCGAGGCAUGAAAUUCGAAAACGUGAGCUUGCUUAUGGAUAAACUAGGAGAUACUCUGGAUAGCUUCGGGUAUACAGUGACUACUGAUGGGACUCUUGAGUCGAAGCAAACCGGUGUUCUCAGGACCAACUGCAUGGAUUGUCUGGAUCGAACCAAUGUCGUUCAAAAUUAUAUGGGGAAACGAGCCUUGGAACAGCAGCUCAAAGAUGAGGGGAUUGAUGUCACCCUGCAACUCGACCAGGCCAUGCAAUGGUUCAAUAUCUUGUGGGCAGAUAACGGAGACGCAGUUUCGAGACAGUACGCCUCCACGGCAGCCAUGAAAGGAGACUUUACCCGCACGCGGAAACGAGACUAUCGUGGCGCACUUACCGACAUGGGGAUCUCUAUCUCAAGAUUCUAUAGUGGGAUCGUCAACGAUUUCUUCACCCAAGCUGCGAUCGACUUUUUGCUUGGGAAUCUGACGGCCGUCGUCUUUGAGGACUUCGAGACAUCAAUGAUGAGCCGCGACCCUGCGGUCUCGAUGCAAAAGAUGCGGCAGCAAGCUAUCGAAGCGUGCCAGAAAUUGGUAGUUGCCGACGAGCAUGAAGAAUUCAUUGGGGGGUGGACGUUGCUUGCCCCGCAAGUCCCGAAUACUAUCAAAUCGACGCCGUUCGAGGAGACGAUCCUGCUCUUGACAGACUCUGGGCUGUACUCGUGUCGCUUCGAUUGGAACAUCGAAAAGGUUUCAUCCUUCGAACGUGUCUCACUGGAUCACAUCUUGACCAUCAAAUAUGGAACCUACAUCACCUCAACACUGUCUGCCUCGCAGACUGAUGAACAAAGGAAUAUAGGAUUUGUGGUUACCUAUCAGGCUGGCAAGAAUGAUAUCGCUAGGGUAAACACCAGGUCAAUGGCCAACGUCUCACGCAUUGAUAUGGAUUCACUCGGCGGUAGGGCCACUUCCCCGCCACCGAAAGGCUUGGCGGCAUUGAUAGGAAGGCCAACGACACCCGCGAACCGCGUGCUGGCAUUCAAAGCCAUCUCGACUCGAUCGGCAGUCACGGGUGAAGGUAAUGAGAAUGGUCUGAGUGAGUUGGAACAGAUCAGAGGGAUCUGUGCGGAAAUAGAACGCAUGAUCCUACUCGGCCAAGUAUCAGAGGUUGGAACGGAAAAGAAACGGAUCGUUGAAAAUGCAGACGUUAUCAGUCUCAACGAGGCUCGUAAAAGUACCGGCCUUCUGGAACAGCUCGGUCACAGCUUCAAGAAACUUAUUUGGGCAUAG
Glarea lozoyensis ATCC 20868 is the source of this 2913-nucleotide messenger RNA. RefSeq lists its product as uncharacterized. Gene Ontology annotation, cellular component: endoplasmic reticulum. The transcript has 3 exons. Gene Ontology annotation, biological process: phosphatidylinositol dephosphorylation. The coding region runs from base 1 to 2913 and encodes 970 amino acids. NCBI's taxonomy places the organism in Eukaryota, Fungi, Ascomycota, Leotiomycetes, Helotiales, Helotiaceae. The record is from RefSeq and is a predicted model, not a curated record. Gene Ontology annotation, molecular function: phosphatidylinositol-4-phosphate phosphatase activity.